Molecule: messenger RNA, 921 nt
Organism: Seminavis robusta
Lineage: Eukaryota; Bacillariophyta; Bacillariophyceae; Naviculales; Naviculaceae
Source: the annotation of a GenBank genome assembly
AUGGCUUGGUACAUCCAGCGCCGAUACCCACGUUCCAAGCUACAGUCCUACCUCGCCACCCAGCUUCCCCAACAAUUGGCUCAUCGUCUGGGGAAUCUCGUUAGUAGACAGCAAGCGUUACUCAUCUGGAAAUCCAAGGCCAAGGUUGUCAGCACAGCCGCCAUACGCUCCUCUCUGUCGCGUAUUCGGGAAUACAUCGUCUCCACGAGCCACCCCUGGUCGGCACACAUUGGGUUCGUCAUCCCUCGUGUCCAUCAUAUCCAUUCAUUGGGCGAUGCCAGCCUCCUCGGUGUUGGUGGCUACUCCCCUACGCUCCAGUUUUGGUUCGACAUUCGGUGGUCCGCUGCUACCUUAGCCAAGCUCCAGCUACCCUCUACAGACCCCUCUUUUCUCCACAUCAAUGCAUUGGAGUUCAUUGCCAUUAUCGUCCAGUUGGCUGCCAUCACCACCCGCCUCCGUUCUAUCCCUUCCUCUGGCCCAAGCCCGUUCUUUCCUGAUGGACGUCCCCAUCUCCCCAUUGUCCUGGUCGAGACCGACAACACAUCUGCUCUAUCCUGGGCUGAGACUGCUACUUCGUCGUCAUCCCAUGGCCAGGCCCUGUUGGACAUCUAUUCGGAGCUCCUUCGUCUCCAGCUCUUUGGCAUCAACGCCAAACACAUCAAGGGGGAGGACAACGUCUUGGCUGACUACCUCUCUCGUCCCACUAAUGCUUCUCUGUCUUUCCCUUCUCGACGUGCUCAGCUGUUAGCGAGGCAUCCCUCUAUGACGACCUGGGACUAUUUCCACCUGAGUGCAGAGAUGCAACAGCUCCUUAUCUCGCGGCUGUCCUCCGUGCAGCCAGUGGAGGCCCUUCAGUUGCCCGCAACGCUGGGACAGUUCGUACCCACCGCCUCUACUACCUCCUCUUUGCUCACACUUUAG